GAAUUUUCCUAGCUUCUUGGACUAUCUUGCCACACCUUGAAACCAGGUAAUUUAUCUUCUCAAGUUCCCCUUAAGAGACUUCUAAAAACCUGGACAAGCAGAUAUCCAGAUGCUAAGAUGGACCCAAUGAACAUCUGGGAUGACAUAAUCACAAAUCGAUGUUUCUUUCUCAGCAAAAUAGAGGAGAAACUUACUCUUCCAGAUGAUCACAGUAUGGACAUAGAUGGGGAUGCAGAUUCCUGUGACAGGAUGGAAGGGCGGGAGCAGGAAGAAGACAUUUGCUCUCUGGUCAAGAGCUGUAAGUUUUCCAUGAAAAUGAAGAUGAUAGAGAGCGCAAGGAAGCAGAACAAUUUCUCACUUGCCUUGAAACUAUUGAAGGACCUGCAUAAAGAAUCAAAAACAAGAGAUGAGUGGCUGGUGAGAUGGGUGCAUAGCUACUGUCGGCUCAGACACAGCCAGAGCCAGACCCAGAAUCGUCCGGAGCAGAUUCUUUCCGUGUUGAAAACAGUCUCUUUGUUGGGUGAGAACACAUCAAGCUACUUAAGCAAAAAUAUUUUGGCUUUCCGUGACCAUAAUGUUCUCUUGGGUACAACUUACCGGAUCAUAGCUAAUGCUCUCAGCAGUGAGCCAAGCUGCCUUGCUGAAAUUGAGGAAAGCAAGGCUAGAAGAAUCUUGGAACUUUCUGGAUCCACUUCAGAGAAUGUAGAAAAGGUGGUCACAGCGCUGCACCAGAGAGCAUUUCAUCACCUUUCCGAGGCCACGAGGACAGCUGAGGAGGAAGCCCCUUCCGGCCAGUGCCCGCAGCCCACAGCUGGGGUGGUAGAUGCUUAUAUGGCACUGGUGGAUUUCUGUGACCAACGGCUCCGGGAGGAGGAAGAGACUGCAUCAGUUACUGAGUCCGUAGAACUGCAGACAUAUCCUGCCCUUGUGGUGGACAGAAUGUUGAAAGCUUUAAAAUUACACUCCAGUGAAGCCAGGCUGAAGUUUCCCAGGCUGCUGCAGAUUAUAGAGCAGUACCCAGAGGAGACCCUGAGCCUAAUGACAAAAGAGAUUUCUUCCAUCCCUUGCUGGCAGUUCAUUGGCUGGAUCAGCCACAUGCUGGCCUUACUGGACAAGGAGGAGGCCGUGGCCAUCCAGCACACGGUGGAAGAGAUCGCUGACAACUACCCCCAGGCCAUCGUCUACCCAUUCAUAAUAAGCAGUGAAAGCUAUUCCUUCAAAGAUACUUCUGCUGGUCAUAAGAAUAAGGAGUUUGUGGCAAGGAUUAAAAUUAAGUUGGAUCAAGGAGGAGUGGUUCAAGAUUUUAUUAAUGCCCUAGAACAACUCUCUAAUCCAGAAAUGAUCUUUAAGGACUGGACUGAGGAUAUCAAAGUUGAAUUAACAAAAAACCCCGUAAAUAAAAAAGCCAUUGAAAAGAUGUAUGAAAGAAUGUAUGCAGCCUUGGGAGACUCAAAGGCUCCAGGCCUUGGGGCUUUUAGAAGGAAGUUUAUUCAGGCUUUUGGAAAAGAAUUUGAUAAACACUUUGGGAGACAAGGUUCUAAGCUACCUGGAAUGAAGCCUCAUGACUUCAAUGACAUUACCAACACACUGCUUUCAAAAAUGCGCGAAGACUCAAAGCCACCUGGGAACCUGAAAGAAUGCUCACCCUGGAUGAGUGACUUCAGAGUGGAAUUCCUAAGAAACGAGCUGGAGAUUCCUGGUCAGUAUGAUGGCAAAGGAAAGCCAAUGCCAGAAUACCACGCACGAAUCGCGGGGUUUGAUGAGCGGGUGAAAACAAUGGCUUCUAUCAGAAAACCGAAGCGCAUCAUCAUCCGAGGCCAUGAUGAGCGAGACUACCCUUUCCUGGUGAAAGGGGGCGAAGAUCUGCGGCAGGACCAGCGCGUCGAGCAGCUCUUUGAGGUCAUGAACGUCAUCCUCUCCCGAGACGCCGCCUGCAGUCAGAGAAACAUGCAGUUACAGACGUACCACGUCAUCCCCAUGACCUCCAGAUUAGGAUUAAUUGAAUGGAUUGAAAAUACAUUUACCUUAAAGGAACUUCUUUUGAGUAACAUGUCACAAGAGGAGAAAGCAGCUUAUACAAGUGAUCCCCGAGCCCCACCAUUUGAUUAUAGAGACUGGCUGGCAAAGACGUCGGGAAAGCAAGGCCCUGGCGCUUAUAUGCUGAUGUAUAAGAGAGCUAGUCGUACUGAAACAGUCACAUCUUUCAGAAAAAGAGAAAGUAAAGUACCAGCUGCUCUCUUGAAGCGCGCCUUUCUGAAGAUGAGCGCCGGCCCGGAGGCCUUCCUGGCGCUCCGCUCCCACUUUGCCAGCUCUCAUGCUCUGAUGUGCAUCAGCCACUGGAUUCUGGGCAUCGGAGACAGACAUCUGAACAAUUUCAUGGUGAACAUGGAGACGGGUGGCAUGAUCGGAAUUGACUUCGGACAUGCCUUUGGAUCAGCUACGCAGUUUCUGCCAGUCCCUGAGCUGAUGCCUUUUCGUCUAACUCGCCAAUUUAUCAAUCUGAUGUUACCAAUGAAAGAAACAGGAGUUAUGUACAGUGUCAUGGUGCACGCACUGAGAGCCUUCCGCUCACACCCCGACCUGCUCACGACCACCAUGGACGUGUUUGUAAAGGAACCUUCCUUCGACUGGAAAAAUUUUGAACAGAAAAUGCUGAAAAAAGGAGGAUCGUGGAUUCGAGAAAUAAAUGUAACAGAAAAAAAUUGGUAUCCCCGGCAGAAAAUAUAUUAUGCUAAGAGAAAGUUAACAGGUGCCAAUCCAGCAGUUAUUACUUGUGAUGAGUUGCUUCUGGGCCAUGAGAAGGUACCUGCCUUUGAUGACUUUGUUGCUGUCGCACGAGGAAACAAGGAUCACAACGUUCGUGCCCAAGAACCAGAGAGUGGACUUUCGGAAGAGGCUCAAGUGAAGUGCUUGAUUGACCAGGCAACAGACCCCAACAUCCUUGGCAGAACUUGGGAAGGGUGGGAGCCCUGGAUGUGAGGGCUCGGGGAGUCAGCAGGUAAAAAAUGUGAAAGCGUUUAAGCCUGAAAUGAGCCCAUUUUCCUGAAGCACUAAAGAGAAGAAAAGAUCAUGAUGAAUAAGUGAAUAUUGAAAUGAAUGAAUGAUUGGGUUAAGGUUAUCAUAGACGUUUAAUAAAAAAAUGUAUAUCCAGGCUCAUACACGUAUAAAGAUUAUAGCACAUUACAAGUGCUGUGACUUAGACAAAGCAGCUAUCUUAAUAAAUGGUAUAGUGUGAAAUUCCA
This is a messenger RNA of Myotis brandtii (Brandt's bat), 3242 nucleotides long. Its product is annotated as DNA-dependent protein kinase catalytic subunit. The transcript is spliced from 20 exons. The record is from RefSeq and is a predicted model, not a curated record. Gene Ontology annotation, molecular function: protein binding; DNA-dependent protein kinase activity. The coding region runs from base 118 to 2979 and encodes 953 amino acids. Lineage: Eukaryota; Metazoa; Chordata; Mammalia; Chiroptera; Vespertilionidae. Gene Ontology annotation, biological process: double-strand break repair; intrinsic apoptotic signaling pathway in response to DNA damage; immunoglobulin V(D)J recombination. Gene Ontology annotation, cellular component: nucleus.